Messenger RNA from Tigriopus californicus, 2052 nucleotides. RefSeq names its product collagen alpha-1(III) chain-like. Lineage: Eukaryota; Metazoa; Arthropoda; Copepoda; Harpacticoida; Harpacticidae. The transcript has 2 exons. The record is from RefSeq and is a predicted model, not a curated record. Bases 113 to 1741 code for a protein of 542 amino acids.
UCUCAGAUAUAACCGGCUUUUAUCCGAUCUUGUCUUUCGAGAAGAGUGGGAGGACGUCAAACUGAAACAGUCUUCCAGUGACUUUGGGAAUGUCUUAGAGUCAAUUGCCACGAUGAUACGAUUGUGUAGUUUCACGUUGACAGUUUUAGUGAUACUAGACGGAACUCGUGGACUUGGUACCGUUGACAAGAAUGAAACCAAUCUGGAUGGGAAUUUGCUUGAAAAUUUCUCUUUCUUGGACAAUGUUCGACAACUAGUACAUGCAAAGCUUGCAGCUAUAAAUGAAAGUAAUGAAGGCCCAAAGUCAAUGGGCCUGCAUCGCCAGGCAAGGCAAUUCUGCAAUUGUCCCUCUGGGCCUCCAGGUAGGCCUGGCAUAAACGGUAAUCCUGGACUCCCUGGACCCGACGGUGCUCAUGGAUCUCCUGGUUACUACGGACCAAUGGGACCCCAGGGCCCACCAGGAACACCAGGAACAAAUGGUGGCACUGGAAGAGACGGAGUUGUAGGAUCAAUGGGACCAGCUGGAAUUACAGGGCCAUCAGGAGGUGACGGGGCUCCAGGAGGGACUGGAGCGCCUGGAACCCCUGGAACUCCAGGUCCUCUAGGCGUGAGUGGAUCAACUGGAUUGUCAGGCUCUGUCGGAUCACCAGGCAACGCAGGGCUAAUAGGAUUAGCCGGAAAACCAGGACAACAAGGUAGUCCAGGUCCAAUUGGCGCCUCUGGUUUGCGCGGUUCAUUGGGAGCUUAUGGAUCUCCAGGAAGUCUGGGACCUAGCGGUGUGCCUGGCCAGCUUGGUGCACCUGGGCCCAACGGCGCACCCGGCCUAAAUGGAAAAGAUGGAGCACCUGGCCCUCAGGGUUCCCAUGGCUUAAUGGGGCAGCCUGGUGAAUCAGGUAGUGAUGGAAAGGAUGGUCAGGAUGGCAAAUUUGGCCCACAAGGCUUAGCAGGCAUUCGUGGUAUCAUUGGCAAUGCUGGAGUGACUGGCAAUCCUGGGGCAGUAGGGGCCUCUGGAACGAACGGCUCACCCGGAAGUCCUGGAUCAAACGGGCUGCCUGGUCGGGAGGGACCAAUGGGAAUAGAAGGAAUGGCCGGAAACAGUGGUGCAAAUGGGCAACAGGGACCAUCGGGACUCCCUGGACAAAUGGGGGUUAGUGGUUUGAAUGGACGCAAUGGAAUUGAUGGACAAAACGGAUUGCAAGGACCACCUGGUCCUGUUGGAGAUCAAGGAUCUACAGGGAUACGCGGAUCUGAUGGAUUACAAGGAGACCCUGGACAAGCGGGGCCUCAGGGCCCACCCGGCGCUCAUGGAUUGCCAGGAGUCCCAGGUGGUUCAGGUACUGAUGGAGGCGGUGAUGGUGAAACCAUCUCUGGUGACUGCAACGGCGAGAAUAAUUGUAAUUCAGGAAGUGUAGAUGACGUUAUCCUCAGAAGUCGUCUCAGAAGUGGUAGUGGGCCGUCUAUUGACGACUACCCUCUUGAACCGUCUUUUGAGAUGGAUGCUUCAAUAAAUGAUCAUCAGAGCAUUAACUUGGGAGACGUAGGACAUGUUGUGAAAAUGAAUCCGCUGGAUGCGGAUGAUUUCCAGGAAAUAGCGGAAUCAGCCACUCUGAAAGGCGCAUGGAAGGAUGAGCCUCUUGACGCCAAAGAGCCGCUGCCAGAACUGAACCUGGCAAGUAACACUCCACAACCCAAGACAUUUACUCAACCACAAAAGCCGGAAACUGAAACGCUCAGUCCCUGAGUGUUUGACACGAAAACCAGUUCUUUAGAUAUUGAAAAUAUUACUCUUGAAAACGACACGGACAAACCCACCUCAACAGAGCAAAGUAACAUCCAACUCCCAACUGUUGGUGAAGAAAUGAGAUCAAAAGAGGCAUGAAACUAGAAAAAAACUUGUACUUUUGACAUUUGUUAUAUUUUUAGAAAAAUCUUUCCACCGAAAUUCCCAAAUAGGGGUUUAUGCAAAUACUGUGUCUUGCAAUCAAAAUAAGUAACUGUCAGAGCCAAAACGAAAUAAAAGAAGUUUGCUUGAGCCGGGAAUAAAUGAUUCAA